Hipposideros armiger (great roundleaf bat) is the source of this 3595-nucleotide messenger RNA. It is a transcript of the gene THUMPD3, whose product is annotated as THUMP domain 3 tRNA guanosine methyltransferase. The transcript has 10 exons. Lineage: Eukaryota; Metazoa; Chordata; Mammalia; Chiroptera; Hipposideridae. Gene Ontology annotation, molecular function: tRNA (guanine) methyltransferase activity; RNA binding. The coding region runs from base 116 to 1627 and encodes 503 amino acids. Gene Ontology annotation, biological process: tRNA methylation. The record is from RefSeq and is a predicted model, not a curated record.
UGUGGACGCGGCUUCCGGCGGCGUGACCUGGGCGCACUAGGUCGGCGGCGUGCGGAGCGGAAAGGGUUUAACGCUUGCAGCCGGACUAUAUUAAGGAUCUCGAAGCACUGCCAACAUGUCUGAUGUUGAAGAAGCCACUAACCAACUUUUGGAUGUGAACCUACAUGAGACUCAGAGGUCUAUACAGGUGACGGGAAGUGGCCCCAGAAGUGAGUCCGAGAAUCUCCAAGUCACUAUUGGAGCCACUGUACCUACUGGUUUUGAGCAAACAGCUGCAGAUGAAGUGAGAGAGAAAUUGAGGUCAUCAUGCAAAAUCAGCAAAGACCGGGGCAAAAUAUAUUUUGACAUUUCGGUGGAAAGUCUGGCUCAGGUUCAUUGUCUGAGAUCAGUUGAUAAUUUAUUUGUGGUGGUUCAGGAGUUUAAAGAUUACCAGUUCAAAGAAACUAAGGAAGAAGUUCUAAAGGAUUUUGAAGAAUUGGCCGGGAAGCUUCCUUGGUCAGACCCUUUAAAAGUAUGGAAAAUUAAUACCAGUUUCAAAAAGAAAAAAACAAAGCGCAAAAAAAUAAACGAGAAUUCAAGUAAAGAGAAGAUUGGUAAUGGACAAGGAGACAAAAGAGAUGAGAAAGAUGUUAAAAAAGAGUUGACUGACGAUGUCUUAGAGUCACAUAUCUUAGACUAUUAUGAAAAUCCAGCCAUCAAAGAAGAGAUAUCAACAUUAGUAGGUGAUGAUUUGGCAUCUUGCAAAGAUAGGACUGAUGAAAGCUCAAGAGAAGAAACUGCUCCUGAAGUGCUAAAGUUUAGAGUCACAUGCAACAGGGCAGGAGAGAAACAUUGCUUUUCCUCCAAUGAGGCCGCAAGAGAUUUUGGGGGUGCUGUUCAAGAUUAUUUUAAGUGGAAAGCUGACAUGACCAAGUUUGAUGUGGAGGUGCUUUUGAAUAUCCAUGAUAAUGAAAUCGUUGUGGGCAUUGCAUUGACAGAAGAGAGUCUCCACCGAAGAAAUAUCACACAUUUUGGACCUACAACUCUUAGAUCUACUCUUGCCUAUGGGAUGCUCAGGCUCUGUGAUCCUCAGCCUACUGAUAUAAUAGUUGAUCCCAUGUGUGGAACAGGGGCUAUACCAAUAGAGGGGGCUACUGAAUGGACUAACUGUUAUCAUAUUGCUGGUGAUAAUAAUCCAUUGGCUGUAAAUAGAGCAGCAAAUAACAUCUCAUCUUUACUGACCAAGAACCAAAUUAAAGAAGGCAAACUGUCCUGGGGCUUGCCCAUAGAUGCUAUUCAAUGGGAUGUCUGCAAUCUGCCAUUGAGAACUGGCUCUGUGGACAUUAUUGUAACUGACAUGCCAUUUGGAAAAAGGAUGGGCUCCAAGAAGAGAAACUGGAACCUUUAUCCAGCUUGCCUACGGGAGAUGAGUCGUGUCUGUAGACCAGGGACAGGCCGAGCUGUACUACUUACUCAGGACAAGAAAUGUUUUACCAAGGCAUUAUCUGGAAUGGGACACUUAUGGCGGAAGGUGCAUACCGUCUGGGUGAACAUAGGGGGUCUUCAUGCUGCAGUUUAUCUUCUGAAACGUACACCUCAAGCUUUUGUUCAUUCUUCAGAACAAGAUGGCGAAAGAAUUCCUUGGUAAUGCAAAGAAUGAUUAACAUUAUUUGUGCUUCCUGACACUGGAAAUGUUAACAUGAAGAACUGGCUUUGAGAGAAAAAUAGUAUUAACAAAAGUGCAGUUUGCACUGUUUAAACUGGUCUAAAGCUCUUCACCCUGGUUAGCAAAAGAUAUGAAUGUAAUGUUAUGGAAUUUAAAAAGUUGAGAAAGAACUUUUCUCUGGAGCUAUUUUGAAGGGGUAGCUGGGCAAUUAGUACUUUUCUUAAAAUGCUUUAAAGAUACUAGUCUACUAAAAUGCUCUGGGAAUUGGGUUUAGAACAUUUUCAGGCUUUAUAAUAGUUCCCCUUUUCCACUCUAACUACUCUGUCCUAAUGGAAAGGCAGAGAACAUAAUCAGAGCAUCUUAAGCAACAUCUCAUUGCCUGUGCAGCUUUGUUAGUUAGUUCUCUUUACUUCAUCCUUAAAAAAAUGAAGCAUUAUUACAUUUUGUGAAAUAAGGUUUUGCCCCACAAUGAGAUGAAGUCUCAAGACCUAUAGGAAAGUUUACUAUUGCCUUAAAAAUUAAAACUUGCAUGUUAUUCAGAUGACACAGAACUAAAACAGAAGACUAGAACUUAUCAAAGGAAUUACAAAAAUAGUUUACUGUUAGCAGUAUAGGACAUUUCUAUUUUUAAAUACAUUGUUAGAUGAAGUAUGGGACCAAGUCAGAUUUAAAGAAAUUUUAUUUUUCUUUCAGUACACUAAAGUGGUGUUGCUUUUCAAACACAAACCUGUCAAAAUAUUUUUGUUUGGUUUCUUAAAAGAACUAGAGAACAAACUGAUAUAUCUUUGAAUUAAAUAAAAAAAAACAACUUCAUCUAAGUUUUUUGUCGUUUUCUCUUGGUCACUGAUCAUAUUGAGUUGCUUUUCCAAUUGCAGAAAGUCCUUCCUCAGACAGUGGAAAAUGAAUGACAUCAAUAUUAAGUCCUUAGGAAAACAGUGCUUCCCUCGGACAAAGUACUUGGGGUUUUAUGUGGAAUUCUUUAUAGUAUUCAAAGUUUGCUUUGGAAUUUCUGGCUGUAUUCAGUUUAGAUUUUCAGUGUCGUAUUAGUAACUAAUAGUACUACUCAUAUUACCUUUUGAUGUGUCACUUUAGAAUAAAAGGACAUAGUAUUUCUUUUCUUUGACAGAGUAACUGAGUUCACAUUUAGCAGCACAGCCAACAUUCCUAGUCUGGAUUCUGAUACUACCUUACACUUGCAAAUGAGUGUUUUAUAUCCUAGCCUAGCGUUUUUACCAUUGUCAGAAUGCAAUUGCAUUAUUAUGGGUUCAACAUAAAACUUUUCACCUCUGACAAAAGAAACCAUUUAAACCUCUAAGUGUUAGUGCACAGAACUAGAAAGUACAAGGACCGUGUCUGUUUUUACCACUGUUUACCAAGUACUUUGGCCCAAUACCGGACAGAGUAGAUAUUUAAUGUUAAAUUAGUACUUUUACAUAUUGGCUUAGUUUUUAAGUAUAUCAAAUUUGUGCAUGAUCCAUCAUAGCUUUAGUCUUAUUAAAUACCACCAUAAAAACAUGACCAGAUUGAUUUAAGAUGAUGCAAAUAUGUAGAGAGCAUUGUCUGCAAUUGUUUACAAUCUUCUUCUCUAGUAUUGUUUUGUAAUCUGGUGACAGGAACGAGAAAUGGCUGAGGAUUCAGAAAAGCUGGGCUUGAGUUAUAUAUGACACUGCCACCUACUAGUUCUGUGACCUUGAUUUUUAACCUCUGAAAUGAGCCUCCUACACCAUAGGAAUGUGAAAAGAUGGGAAAGUAAUCUUAAUAUUUAAACACAAAAUGAGUGAGUUAUGAUCCAGACAUUCUGUUACUGGGAAAAUCAAUAUAUUUUAGAGGGAAAAAAACAACAUAAACAUUGAAACAGAUUUUAUAAAUUCAAUGAAAAGAAGAUAGUUAUCUACAGACCGACAAUGUGAUCAAAAAAUACGGUGAAUGUUUAAAUUAAAAAAAAAAAAA